Hordeum vulgare subsp. vulgare (domesticated barley) is the source of this 2477-nucleotide messenger RNA. RefSeq names its product premnaspirodiene oxygenase-like. The transcript is spliced from 2 exons. Lineage: Eukaryota; Viridiplantae; Streptophyta; Magnoliopsida; Poales; Poaceae. The record is from RefSeq and is a predicted model, not a curated record. The coding region runs from base 338 to 1879 and encodes 513 amino acids. Gene Ontology annotation, molecular function: iron ion binding; oxidoreductase activity, acting on paired donors, with incorporation or reduction of molecular oxygen; monooxygenase activity.
GCAAUUUGACAUAGUAACAUAGUGAAGGGCCUUGCGAAAAAUGUGAAGGAAAAGAGACUCAUUUUGCUGCGAAAAGAACUCGCCCUAUGUAUAUGCUAGCAAUCAAUGGUGGGAAGCAAGUCAAAUGCUCCCCAGAAAACAAUCAUUUCGAGGCUGCUGAAAAAUGAACACUUGGGUAUGUAUUUGGAUUAUCUAACCAUUCUAGUAGUAGAUGAUUUUGACCCUUGACUUUGAAAUCAAUCAUCAUAGAAAAGCACUUCAGAAAAAGAAAGGCGAAGGAUAAUCGUUCCAACCUACCAGGUUACCAGCAAUUCUAGCAAGAUCGAUCCAAGCUGCCAUGGCCGCCGUGCUCCCGCUCUACCUGCUUGUCGUGCUUCUCCUCGCUAUCCCGUUCCUGUUCUUCAAGUCCAGGCGCUUGGCGCCUCGUCGUGGUGCCGGCGGCAGGGCCGAGCGGCUCCCGCCUGGGCCGUGGGCGCUGCCGGUCAUCGGCCACCUGCACCACCUCGCAGGUGCCCUCCCGCACCGCGCUCUGCGCGACCUCGCGCGUCGCCACGGCCCGCUGAUGAUGCUCCGCCUCGGCGAGCUGGACGCCGUGGUCGCGUCGUCUCCUGACGCCGCGCGCGAAAUCAUGAAGACCCACGACGCCUCCUUCGCGUCCAGGCCUCUGACCUCCAUGCAGCAGAUGGCGUACGGCGAUGCCGAGGGCGUCAUCUUCGCGCCCUACGGCGACGCGUGGAGGCAGCUUCGCAAGAUAUGCACCGUCGAGAUCCUCAGCUCCCGCCGCGUCCAGUCCUUCUGCCCCGCCCGCGAGGAGGAGCUCGGCCGACUCCUCCGCUCCGUGGCGGCGGCCUCGGCCUCGUCUUCGUCGGUCAACCUGACCGAGCUAAUAUCAGCGUUCGUCGCGGACUCCACGGUGCGCGCCAUCGUCGGCAGCCGGUUCAAGCAGCGGGACACAUACCUGAGCAUGCUGCAAGAGGGGCUCAAGCUUGUGCCCGGGAUGACCCUUCCCGACAUUUUCCCCUCCUCGCGCCUGGUGCGGCUCCUUAGCAGCGUCCCCGGCAGGAUACAGCGCCAUAGCCAAGGCAUGAAGAAGUUCAUGGACACCAUCAUACAGGAGCACCAGGAGAGCAGAGGCCCCGACUGUGCCGGCGACAAAGAAGAAGACUUGCUCGACGUGCUCCUGAGACUCCAAAAGGAAGCGGACUCGCAGUAUCCACUCACCACUGAAAACAUCAAGACCGUCAUGCUGGACAUGUUUGGCGCUGGCAGCGAGACUUCGGCCACGACGCUGCAGUGGGCGAUGGCGGAGCUGAUACGGAACCCGACGGUUAUGCGGAAGGCGCAAGACGAGGUCCGGCAGCAGCUCGCGGGGCACGGCAAGGUGACGGAGGCCGACCUGACAGAUCUGCAGUACCUGGGGUUUGUCAUCAAGGAGACGCUGAGGAUGCACCCGCCGGCGCCACUGCUGCUGCCGCGCAGGUGCGGGAGCCCAUGUCAGGUUCUGGGCCUGGACGUGCCGGAGGGGAUCAUGGUGAUCGUGAACGCGUGGGCGAUCGGCAGGGACCCGGCGCACUGGGACGCGCCCGAGGAAUUCGCGCCGGAGCGGUUCGAGCAGAACGGGAGGGACUUCAAGGGGGCGGACUUCGAGUUCGUGCCGUUCGGCGGCGGGAGGAGGAUAUGCCCCGGCAUGGCGUUCGGGCUGGCACACGUGGAGCUCGCGCUCGCGGCGCUGCUGUUCCACUUCGACUGGGAGCUGCCAGGCGGGGUGGCGGCCGAGGAUCUGGACAUGACGGAGGAGUUUGGUGUCACGGCACGGCUCCGGACUGACCUUGUCGUGGUCGCCGUCCCUCGCGUGGCCGUGGCCGUGGCCACGGAGUAAGCGCACUUUUGGUCAUGUUUGGAUAGAGGUUAGAGUUAGAUUCUAACUCUAGAAUAAAUCUGAACUAACUCUAACCAAAUAGGUGUUUGGAUGGAAGGGUUAGAUUGUCAAUAAAUGCACUUUUUCCAAUCAUUUGGCUCCUUUAUCUAGGAUUUUAUGUGGUGGAGGGAGAGAGAAAAGUAACUUUUUCUGACCCACCUAACUCUAACCCAAAAAAGCACCUCUUGGGUGGGUUAGAUUUUUUGGGUGGGUUAGAUGCAUCUAACCAACUCUAACCCACCCUGUUUGAAUUUUUGAGGGUUAGAUGAGUUCAAUCUAACCAACUUUAACUCUAACCCUAGGAUCCAAACAGGGCCUUUGCUGCUGUGCAUCCUUAGAUUUGUUGACCCUAUGUGACGAGUUGAUUAACCCAUCGUACAUGUCCAUAUUUGGAAUUCCCCUUUUCAGUCGGGAGGAGUUGUUUUUUAAGGGUAAUUUUUCUUAGGGGAACAUAAUAAUUACUUUCUUUAAGAAUAUUUGUCAUAAAAAUAAAUAUAUCUGAAUGUGUUAUAAUUAUAGAUACAUUUAUUUUUAUAUAUUUAUAUGAUAAGUAAUUUCG